This is a messenger RNA of Exophiala spinifera, 2313 nucleotides long. RefSeq lists its product as uncharacterized. Gene Ontology annotation, biological process: regulation of transcription by RNA polymerase II. The coding region runs from base 1 to 2313 and encodes 770 amino acids. The record is from RefSeq and is a predicted model, not a curated record. NCBI's taxonomy places the organism in Eukaryota, Fungi, Ascomycota, Eurotiomycetes, Chaetothyriales, Herpotrichiellaceae. The transcript is spliced from 3 exons. Gene Ontology annotation, molecular function: DNA-binding transcription factor activity, RNA polymerase II-specific; RNA polymerase II cis-regulatory region sequence-specific DNA binding; protein binding.
AUGCCACCGUCAAAACGCAAACCCCGUCGCAAGCAGGCCGAUAUCCUCGAGUCCUCCGAACUCGAUCUUCCCGACUCCUCGCCGACGCGGCCGUCGGCAAAGAAACGCAAGGUGAAUGGAGGGCGCGCCGUCGCCAAACGAAAAUCCACGUCUCCUGAACCUGAACUCUCUCCCGCCCAGGACUCGGGUGACGAAACAGAAGAACUAUCCCAGACUGACCUCGUAGAUUCUGUGGUUUCCUACCUGCAAGUCUCCAGAGAUCCCAUUGUUGCGGCAGCAGAAUACUCCAACGACAAGCCACAAAACAACAGCCCGCAAAAAGUGUCCGCGUACGCGAAGAUUGCUGGAAGAGAUUGGACAUACUUCGUGCGUGAACAGUCGGUUAACUUUGGAAGGCCACCGGACGACCGUCCAACCGUGAGUGGUGCUUCGAGCCCUAUUACAGACCUGAAAGAAGUACUUCCUGUUCACAUCGAUCUCGGGCCCAGCAAAAUCGUCUCGCGGCAUCACGCCUCAAUAUACUACGAUGCUGAUUACCCGGUCGACAAGGGAGGCUGGCACGUCAGAGUCAAUGGGAGAAACGGUGUGCGGGUCAACAACGUUUUGAUCAAGAAAGGCCUGCGGAGGCAGAUCAGAUCUGGUGACAUUAUAGAAAUCGCUGGCACGCAGAUGAUGUUUGUCACCCCGGGAGACAAGGCUCAAAUUGAUCAAUACUUCAUCGAUCGAGCCAAAGCACUGGCUGCGGGCGAAGAGGUACCUCAGCCCCAGAUCCAAGUUGAGCCGGCCAGGCACAGCAGCAUAUCGUAUGGAUCUCAGGCAUUUCCCUCGCUCGCGCCGGCUCCGCCUGAUUUCAAAAGAGAAACCACGCCACCGUCGAACGAUGCAGGGAAGCAACAGCGAGGCGUUUUCGACAGCAAGGCCCCCAUAUCGCCUAUGUACGGCCGCGGAAUGCUGAUGCAGAGCAACCAGGAUAUCGACUACAGUCGGGACACUGCCAAAGACCUUAAGCCACCGUUCAGUUAUGCCACCAUGAUCGCCCAGGCAAUCUUCUCUAGCGAGGAGGAAAAGCUAACCCUAAGCAACAUCUACUCUUUCAUUGCGGAAAAGUAUGCCUUCUAUCGUCACUCAAACAGUGGCUGGCAAAAUUCGAUCCGGCAUAAUUUAUCGCUCAACAAAGCGUUUCAAAAAGUCCCUAGGCGUACCGACGAACCAGGGAAAGGUAUGAAGUGGCAGAUUGCACCUGAAUUCCGUGAGGAAUACUGGAAGAAGCAAGCCCGCCGUGGAGGGUCUGCGCCUUCUUCCCCCGCGGCAGGCAAAGACGUCAAUCCCAACUUCAGAGGUCCAAAUGGGCAGAAUCUAGGUUACGACACAAGUAUGGUCAGCCAAUUUUCCGCUCGCGAUGGGAGUGAUCGGCCAGGCCCUCCGCCCCCGAACAUUGGUCUACAAUUUCCUCCAUUCAAUGCAGGACCUCCCGGCCCUCCGGGCCCAUUCCCGCCUGGGCCAACUCUGGCUCCGCCUGUGAAUGCCCUUGAAGCCAUCACACCUCAAAGACGAAGGACGGGCACCCAGAACACCCUCCCUGACCUGGAGUUGGAAGAGUCGCCACUGCCACAUCGUCCAGGCCCGACACCUCGCCUCGGAAAUGGUCUACCUGCUUAUACUUUACCGUCGUCGGUCCCGCCGUCGCAUCAUUCGCCGGCGAACCCGACUCUUUCGUCAUCCUACCUUGACACUCCAUUCCACCGCUCGCAACAUAGCAUGGUCACUCCAGCACCACUCAGGCAAAACCCCAGAUUGGCGCCUCCCAGCACACUGGUAGCUCCCAGCAAAUUUAUGCCUGAAUCGUCUCCUGCCGGCCCGAGUUUGUUCUGGAAAGGCUUGAUGGCGGUUACUCCAGGCCAGGCUUUGCCCGACAUAUCUCCGGUCAAGGAGGAAUCUCCCAGGGCCAAUGGGCUCGAUCGUCACGUUAUGAGUUCCAGCCCACCGCCUAUGGAUGGAGUUGUUGGUAGUCCUAGCAAGCCGGCGAGAAGCAGCCAGAUGCCGCCUGGCUCGAGUUCCAGUGUCAAGAAAGACGGCACGCCUGCAGCAAGACAACGAGAAACCGCAAGUGCCGAGAAGGAAACCAAGUCUGGUCGCAGCACAUCGACGGUCCCAUCGGUCAAGUUGAAUCCCACUAAAGCAGAAGCCCAAGAUGAUGACAACGACGACGAUGAUGACGGAGACGGUGGCUUCGACCUUGCAAAGGGGUUCGCGCCCAUCGCAAGGGGCAGUCUCCCUUCACAACGGAGUAGUAGUGUUCGAGCAGGGUCUUAA